ACAUGUUUAACAAUUACAACAUGCGUUGAAUUAUCAGAUUUGGAUGAGGACAAGAGUAGAACGAGUUAUCACUAUGUGGAGCAAGACAGUUCUACCUAUUGUGACAUUUAUACAAAUAAGCUUAUUAGUGAGACCAAGCAAGGGCUUGGACUGUCACUCUGCUAACUGUGCUAACCUGGUUGGAGAAGGAGACUGCACUAGUACAAUACAAACAUGUGGACCAGGACAGGAUGCAUGUCGAGGCUACUAUUACUACAAUGGGGGUGUGCUGACCAUUUCGAAGAGUUGUGAUGCUUUGUCAGGCUGUCAGUCAGGCCAGAGCACUGAUAACUGUGACAAUGAGGGUAUUGGCCCAUAUACAACGAGACAGUGCACAUAUUGCUGUACUGGGAACCUCUGUAAUGAGGAUCCAGAAUCAGGAAACCAAUGCCGUACAGGAGAAUUCUUGAAGAAUGGAAAAUGUGUCCAGUUUGUUAAUUUGCCACAAAGAUGGGCGGAUGCUGAGACAAAAUGCCAGGGAAAUGGUGGACACCUAGCUAUACCUGAGACACAAUCAGAUAUUGAUUUCUACCAGACUCUUAUCACGGAUUCUACAGUGACUUUAGAGGCCUGGAUUGGUGUGAAGUAUAUUUCUCCCGACACCCAAGACUUGAAUGGGGCUACAAUGACAAUUAGUAAUUACAUAGCUGGGGAGCCUGACAACUCUGGCCAAUGUGUCUACUCCAGUGUGUCUCCCAGUGUUGGCUGGCUGGAUGGAGACUGUUUGGGCUAUAAGGCUUACAUCUGUGCAAGAAAUGGCCUAUCUGGAGGCUCAGCAUCAACAGAUGGACAGGGGAAAUAUAUACACAAAGUGCAACAGGGUCAGAACUUUGUAUCUGGAAGUGCGAUCAACACCUCUACAGCGGAGAGUGCCACAGAGUGUGCAAUUGUGUGUGUCAAACUCAGCUGUACUCAUUUCACAUAUAGUCAUGUUGAAAGAGGUUGCUGGAUUGUUGUGAGUGGCCCAUCCCCUGCACUGGAGCCAGCUGAAUCAUGGGAUUUAUUCCUUGUACAAACUUAAUGGGCUACCAUAGCACCAUCUUCAUUCAAUCAGCUCCCGUUGGUUUGAAUCCAGUGAGCACAUGAAGAUGUUAUAGUACAGGACUUCAAAAUGGCAGCUUUACAGGAAUAGAAAACUAAUAAACAGUUUGAACUUUGAACUGAAUCUAAUAGAAUUAAAGAGAUGCUGAACGCACUUCCACAUGGGAAUUUUUUAUUGCUUUAUGUUCUGAAUUUUUGAAGUAAAGAUCUGAGCAGCAACAAAGCUGUAAACCUACUAGCUACAGAACCUGAAGACGAGGAUGAAAACAUUUAGAAAUGUACAUUGUCAAUUAAAAUGCUAUUCUGUUAAUAGUGCAGGAAGAUAUAAUGUAGCAUUGUAAAUGUGCUCAAAACAGGGUCAUAGGGAAAUAAGGGGCGGGGUCAAAACAUCGAUGUC
Molecule: messenger RNA, 1477 nt
Organism: Owenia fusiformis
Lineage: Eukaryota; Metazoa; Annelida; Polychaeta; Sabellida; Oweniidae
Source: the annotation of a GenBank genome assembly